AAACCUCAUUUCCUUCUAUCUGAAAAAUAUAAACGUGAAAAAAGCAAGGAAAGAAAAAUGGCGUGUACCAGUUUUCUGAAGUGACGCCGAACGGAAACGAGAAACACACCGGUUCAAUAUAUCCACUGUGGUUGCUCGUUGAUAUCAUACUCGAUGAGACUGUGUCAUACUCGAUGCUUCAAGAAAUUUUUCAUCAUUCUAGUUCGCUUGCACCUUCACCGUAUUAGGCUAUUAACCGAUGGACCACCACCCAUGGGUGCGAUUUCUAGGGCUUGUAUGAUCCUUCAUUAUCCCAAAGUUUAUCCCUCAGAAAGCCUUGGUCUAUGACGAUCACUCAACGAAAAACCUCACCAGCGAUCAUCCGCUGCACGAUCUCCACCAGCGGCAGCGAUACAGCUAAGGCUACCGCAGCUCCUCAGCCGAUACCUUGGGGUUGCGAAAUAGAUUCACUGGAGAACGCGGCUUCGUUGCAGAAAUGGUUGACGGAUUCCGGUUUGCCACCUCAAAAAAUGGACCUACGGAAAGUUGAUGUUGGAGAGAGGGGUCUUGUUGCGAAUAAUAACAUCAGGAAGGGGGAGAAAUUCUAUUUGUACCUCCCUCACUCGUCAUCUCCGCCUAUUCGGAGUGGACCUUACUCCCUUUUAUACUGGACACAAGCUGAAUUAGAUAGGUACUUGGAGGCAUCACAGAUUAGAGAACGCGCAAUUGAAAGAGUCAACAAUAAGAGGUGUUCAACAUGGAAACAUUUAGAUGGUAAUUUGGUAUUCUUUUUUCAAGAUUGGUUCGAUUACCCUCACUAG
This is a messenger RNA of Lactuca virosa, 800 nucleotides long. The record is from the annotation of a GenBank genome assembly. NCBI's taxonomy places the organism in Eukaryota, Viridiplantae, Streptophyta, Magnoliopsida, Asterales, Asteraceae.